Molecule: messenger RNA, 1306 nt
Organism: Cinclus cinclus
Lineage: Eukaryota; Metazoa; Chordata; Aves; Passeriformes; Cinclidae
Gene: ST6GAL1
Product: ST6 beta-galactoside alpha-2,6-sialyltransferase 1
Exons: 6
Coding region: 37-1299 (420 amino acids)
Molecular function (GO): sialyltransferase activity
Source: RefSeq, a predicted model, not a curated record
GGAGAGCUGCUGCUUUAUCCACAGGACCAGCUUCCCAUGUCCCAUCUGGAUGCACCGUACACUAUGGUUCACAUCAAUGUGUUGAAAAAGUUCGUGUGUGUUCUUGUGGUGAUACUGGUAGCACUGACAGUUUGCCUGUGGAGAGAAACGAGAAGAAGCUAUUAUGAUCCUUUGAAGACCAGGAGUGAUGAUCUGCAGGGGCACAGGAGUUUGGAGAAAUGGAAGCUGGUUAAAUCACAAGGCCUUUUCCAUGAAGCAGCCAGUGAACUGGGGCAGGUAUCCAAAAUGUGGCUUGCUACGCAAAGCAAAGGCAGCCCCUCAGGAACAGCUGAAAAGUCCAAGAAAGCAGCCUUUGGGAAGGUAUGGGAUAAGGACAGCUCAUCCAGAAAUCUCAUACCCAGGCUGCAGAAGGUCAGGAAAAACUACCUGGCCAUGAACAAGUACAACGUGACUUACAACGGGAAGAGGAGUGCUAAGCUCAGCCCAGAGAAGUUGCUGUGCCAGCUGCGGGACAGGGUCAAUGUGACCAUGAUCCAGAGGUCAGAUGGUCCUUUUGGUACCUUUGAAUGGCAGCAGUACCUGCCAGGGAAAGGCCUCAGUGAGACAGUGGGACACCUGGGUCGCUGUGCUGUCGUGUCCUCAGCAGGCUCUCUGAAAUCAUCUCGCUUGGGACAAGAGAUAGACAGCCAUGAUGCCGUCUUGCGAUUCAAUGGAGCUCCUGUCAGGGGCUUUCAGGAUGAUGUGGGGCAAAAGACAACAAUUCGUCUUGUGAAUUCCCAGCUUGUAACUGUUGAAGAGCAGCAGUUCCUGAGAGAAUCACUAUAUAACACUGGAAUCUUAAUUGUCUGGGAUCCAGCACCAUAUCAUGCAGAAAUUCAUGAGUGGUACAGAAAACCAGAUUACAACUUUUUUGAAAGCUAUAAGGCGUAUCGUAGAACACAUCCAGAGCAGCCCUUCUAUAUCCUGAAUCCCAAAAUGCAGUGGCAACUCUGGGAUAUUCUGCAAGAGAAUUCCCUGGAGCAUAUUCAGCCUAAUCCACCAUCAUCAGGAAUGCUUGGCAUCGUGCUCAUGAUGACACUGUGUGACACUGUGGAUGUGUAUGAAUUUCUCCCUUCCAAGAGGCAGACGGACGUUUGCCAUUAUUACCAGAAGUUCCACGACCACGCCUGCACCAUGGGAGCUUACCACCCACUCCUGUUUGAGAAGAACUUGGUGAAGCACAUGAACCAGGGCACGGAUGAGGACAUCUACACUCAUGGGAAAGUCACCCUGCCUGGCUUCCGAAAAGUGCAUUGCUAACAGUUUG